Saitoella complicata NRRL Y-17804 is the source of this 647-nucleotide messenger RNA. RefSeq names its product NTF2-like protein. NCBI's taxonomy places the organism in Eukaryota, Fungi, Ascomycota, Saitoellomycetes, Saitoellales, Saitoellaceae. The record is from RefSeq and is a predicted model, not a curated record. The coding region runs from base 143 to 604 and encodes 153 amino acids. Gene Ontology annotation, biological process: polyketide metabolic process. The transcript is spliced from 2 exons.
ACCGAGGCACCUGAUCAAUAUCCUUUAUGGGACGGCAGGCCUGUUUGCCUGUUGUUUGAAUCGCAUAAAUAGUCCUUGUAAUUCUCCUAUCGUCCUUCUCCUAAAAGCUAUCUCGUCUUGAUCUUACAUACCUGCGUACAACAUGCCUAACGUUACAAACUCGGGACCCGUCACCCAAGUUUUCGAGAAAUACAUCUCAACUCUAGGCAACUACUCUGAUGACACCUUCAACUCCGUCAUGUCCCGGGACUUCACUACCCCUUGUCCCUUCCCCUCCCAAGGACCUGGUUUUGAGGGCGUCCGCGACAUCACGCAGCGUGCCGCCAAGGGAUUCCCAGGCCUCAAGUGGAACAUUGUUGAGGGCUUGGAGAGUUCGGAUGGAAAGUAUGGAGCUUUUAGGUUCGAUGCUGUUGGGAAGCAAGAUGGUGAGUUCCUUGGGGUGCCAGCGAGUGGGAAGGAGGUUAAUGCUCCCGGAUCUAUGUUUAUGAAACUGGAUGACGAGGGAAAGAUCUGCCAGAUGGCAAUCGUGAUGGAUAACUUGGCUUUGUUGACGCAAAUGGGUGCUGUUCCUUCCCCGGGAGGCGAGCAUGCGAAGGCUGAAUAAGCUCACGGCAGCUGAACUAUUUGGAGGACGAAGGAGAAGCUAG